CUGCCUCGGCCACGCACUCAUGCCCGCCCUUGGACUCUCGGUAAGUUGAAUCGAAGAUAUUUCUAGGUUUAGUAUAGGUUAAAUCGGUUCUUGAGAGUUGAGACUUCAGUAAAUCGUUCAUUGUCAUUCUAUAAUAGUUAAAAAAUCCAGGAAUUGAUUGAAGAACACAUGUGUGAAGUAACAAAUUUUGAUCAUAACCGGUUAUUCAAUUCAUAGAAAAUCUCUAAUCAUUCUGCUGCAGAAUUGAGAGUUGAGACGUGAGUUUUGAGAUUGAUUAUUGACUUGAAUGGAACAUGUUUAUAUGCUCAAUGCUUCUAUGGUGUCAAUCUGUUACAAAAUGAAUAGCUGGAAACAAUAGAAUGAAAGCCCUUCGUCGUCUGUUUCCAAACACGAAGAAACGAUCUCCCGCCAAAAAAGCUUCUUUCACUCCGCUAUUCACUGAUGAAGCCGACUUUAUCUCUCUAAUUCAUGCCUCCAAGACCAUCAAACAACUCCAACAAAUCCACGCCCAAAUCAUCCUGCAACAGCAGUUUUCAAAUACUCGAAUCGUAACCCAGCUUAUUUCUUCCUCUUCUUUUCAAAAGAACUUCAUCAAUCAUGCUCUCUCCAUUUUCCGCCACUCGAAAAACCCAAAUUUGUUUCUUUUUAACUCAUUAAUCCGUGCACUUGCUGAUAACUCUUACUAUAUGAGCUCAAUUUCUUACUUUCUUGUCAUGUUGAGGUCGAAUAUUCGACCCAAUAGUUUAACUUUUCCAUUUGUUUUGAAAUCUACCACUGCAUUACAAGAGGGCUGGCUUGGUAUGGAGAUUCAUACUGAGAUUUUAAAGUUGGGUUUAUUAUAUGACCGGCUUGUUUUACUUUAUUUGGUGGAUAUGUAUGCCAAAGUUGGUUUAUUGGACAGUGCGUCACAACUGUUUGAUGAAAGUUCUGAAUGGGGGAAUGAGGCAAAAAGUACUUUGUUAUGGAACGUUUUGAUUAAUGGGUACUGUAAAGUGGGGAGAUGGGGUAAGGCCAUGGAAUUGUUUGAGGGAAUGCCGGAGAAAUAUGGUUCGACUUGGAGUACUUUGCUUAAUGGACUGAUGAAAGCUGGAGAGGUCUACAGAGCUAUGGAGCUUUGGCAUUCUGUAACAGAAAAGGAUGUGGUUUCUUGGACUACAAUGAUUCAUGGAUUUUCACAAAAUGGGCAGCAUGAAAAGGCACUAUCGAUGUUUUUUGAAAUGUUGGAGGAGGGUGUGAAGCCUAAUGAUCAGACUGUUGUUUCUGCACUUUUGGCUUGUGCAAAAGCUGGAGCUCUUGAGACAGGAGUGAGAAUACAUGACUAUAUCUCGAGCAAUGGCUUCACUUUGAAACGAGGAAUCAUGGCUGCUUUGGUAGACAUGUAUGCAAAAUGUGGAUCCAUUGAGAAAGCAAGUAGUGUAUUUGAUAUGGGAGAAGAGAAGGACCUUCGUACUUGGAGCGUUAUGAUAUGGGGUUGUGCGAUUAAUGGAUAUCUUGAAAAGGCUCUUCAGUAUUUCAACAAAAUGAGGUCGACAGGAAUCAAGCCAGAUGGGGUCGUUUUUCUUGCUAUCACAACUGCGUGUUUGCAUGCUGGGGAUGUGGAUCAGGGGCUUCAUUUCUUUGAUAAAAUGAAGUAUGACUAUUCCAUUGCACCCACCAUGAAGCAUUACGCAAUAAUGGUUGAUCUUUAUGGCAGAGCGGGUCGUCUCAAUGAAGCUUUAGGAUUCAUCAAAAACAUGCCAAUAGAUCCUGAUUUUGUCAUUUGGGGGGCGCUUUUCAGUGCUUGUCGAGUACACAAGAACAUCAAAAUGGCGGAAUAUGCAUCAGAAAGGCUUUUAGAGCUUGAACCUCAGCAUCCUGGUAGCUAUGUAUUUCUGUCAAAUGCUUAUGCUGGAGUAGGCAGAUGGCAAGACGUAGAAAGAGUAAGAGCCAAAAUGAAGAAUACGGGUGUGGUAAAAGAUCCAGGGUGGAGUUAUAUCGAGAUCGGAGGCCAAAUCACUAGUUUUGUAGCUGGUGAUCACGACCAUUCUUGUUCAGAUGAAAUACACUUAAAACUAGACGAGAUUACUAAAAGUGCACGAGAACAGGGAUAUAUGCCUGAAACGGAGUGGGUGCUUCAUAACAUUGAAGAAGAAGAGAAGGCAGAUGCAUUGGGAAGUCAUAGUGAAAAAUUGGCACUGGCCUUUGCCCUUAUUUCUGGUACUACUCCUGAAGUAAUUAGGAUUGUGAAGAACUUGAAAAUUUGUGGGGAUUGUCAUUCUUUAAUGAAGUAUGCAAGCAAAAUGACUCGAAGGGAUAUUGUAGUACGCGACAUCAAGCGAUUCCAUCAUUUCAAGAAUGGGACUUGCUCGUGCCAAGAUUAUUGGUAAAGAUGAGAACUCGGGGUGAUCAAACUUCCCCUCGGGGCCAUGGGACAUCUUCUCCAGCGCAUAUCAGAGUAUGCAACAAAAAUCCAUGGCUGCAAUCUGCCAUCUUCAUAAUCAAUAGUCUCUGGUAAUUAAAAAUUGUUCCUGAAAGCAGAUUCUUCUUCUUACAGACAGCAAAGAAAUUUGAACCAAUAUUUAACGCUAGAUUGAGAAGGAAGACGUUACAUAACAUAUUGGUCUGAUAAAAAGUUGAUUCAGAGCUUGUUUGUUAGUAGCUUCAUGGGCUAUAGAUAACUGUUUGU
Messenger RNA from Cynara cardunculus var. scolymus (artichoke), 2665 nucleotides. RefSeq names its product pentatricopeptide repeat-containing protein At1g04840. The transcript has 3 exons. The record is from RefSeq and is a predicted model, not a curated record. NCBI's taxonomy places the organism in Eukaryota, Viridiplantae, Streptophyta, Magnoliopsida, Asterales, Asteraceae. Gene Ontology annotation, biological process: RNA modification. Bases 360 to 2366 code for a protein of 668 amino acids. Gene Ontology annotation, molecular function: protein binding; zinc ion binding; RNA binding.